Messenger RNA from Xenia sp. Carnegie-2017, 856 nucleotides. RefSeq lists its product as uncharacterized. The record is from RefSeq and is a predicted model, not a curated record. The coding region runs from base 395 to 790 and encodes 131 amino acids. Lineage: Eukaryota; Metazoa; Cnidaria; Anthozoa; Malacalcyonacea; Xeniidae. The transcript has 3 exons.
AAAGACAUGUAAGAACGUUUCACUAGGAAGCAUAUGUAACUCUGCCACAACCAUCAAUGUAGGUGCGCUUCGAUAGAUGGGGCUGGCCACAGUGGCCAAUUCGCAGUAGGUGGCAUUUGCAUAAAAUGCGUGAAGCGAACUGAAACAGACGUUUGAAGAAUCGACAGAAUGAGAGAGUUUGGAAGCAACGCGAGUGGUAAUAGGAUCAAAUAUUGUCCAGGAUAUUAGAAAAUUCAUCCGCCGACUCCGGUUACACGUCAUAUAUAAAUGGAAGCAAAGCAUUUUCUACAAGAAUAACGUGUGUGAAUGACGUUAGCACAACAAUCAAACCAUUUUAUGUCGCCGGUUUUCUUUACUUCAUACAGACAGUUUUAGUCGGAGUUGAACAUCAAGCAUGGAAAUAUACAUACGUGCACAAUUGUUUCUGUGUAUCUUGAUUUCUAUCACAUAUGAUACAGAAUCAAUACACCAUGGAAUAUUAUGGAAAUACUACGAAAACAUAACAGCAUCAAGUUCUGCGGGAGUGAAAAGCUACAAAUUUUCGUUAUCGAAAGAGAACAUAAACUUUUCAAGUUCGACACAGCUCAUGACAUACCAUAUUCAAACGUUUAAUAAAAGUAUUGCCGUAAAACUACGAAGGUUGGAGCAGAAAGAUAGAAAUGAUGCAUUCCACAAAGUAAUUCUGGAAAAUCGUCAUCAAGAAAAUCUCACAUGCUAUUGGUCGAUGAGCUCGGCCAAUGCGAAAGCAAUUUUCAGUAACUGCAAAAACCAAUUGAAACGUCACCCAUAGACGUUGGAAUCGUGCAUCGACGCAAAAGAUUGUCGCGUUCCAUCUCUGAAUCACCAAAAAUGGAGG